Messenger RNA from Drosophila suzukii, 636 nucleotides. RefSeq lists its product as uncharacterized. NCBI's taxonomy places the organism in Eukaryota, Metazoa, Arthropoda, Insecta, Diptera, Drosophilidae. The record is from RefSeq and is a predicted model, not a curated record.
GAGUCCUAGUUAUAUGAGUGAGAUGGAGUCGAUGGUAAACAGAAAGAGACUUAUACGAUCGCAGUCUGAAACCAAUACGAAAUGCAGCCGAACUAGACUUCUGAAACCUGUGCGCUCCAGAUCCCAGGAAAGUAGACAAGUUACCAGGGAGUCUCCACAUAAUCAAUCUGAUUCACUUACGGAAACAUCAUCGCAAAUAGUUCUGGAGGAGUUGCAAUCAAGAAGAAGUUCCAUCACCACCAUCGGCAGUGCUAAUCUAUCUGAAUCCGACUCUGAAACUUCUGGUUAUACGACCGAGAGCAGUUAUCAAACGGCCCCGGGAUACGAGCGCCUUCCACAAACUAGUUCCUAUGCCAGUAUUCAGAAUUCUACGACAAUGGACUAUCUCCGGGAGAUUCACGUGGCCAUUGAUGCUUUGGCCAAUCAAGAGGAGAUUCAGUCCAUUCACAGGGAUCUGAGGGAAUUGCUGACCAACGAGAUGGCACUGAUCAGAGGCACAAAUGGUCCAGUCAUCUAUCUAAUAGCAUAUAACUAUAUGUAGUCGGUUUUAAAUACUUUCCAAAUUCAAAAUUUAAAUUAAGCACUUCCUUAAAAAUGUAUUUUUAAAUCUUGAUCAAUGCAGAUAUCAUAAAAGUA